UUUUUUUUUUCUUCCUUCCAGAAAGCGCUCGCGCGACAGGGCGAGAACAUUCCAUCGGAAAAAGAGAGAGAAAACAUUCCGAACUUUAGCUUUAGCUAAAGGUGAUUAGUUUGUUUACCGCACGCGCCAUGGCUCAUAAACAAAUCUACUACUCUGAUAAAUACAACGACGACCUCUACGAGUACAGGCAUGUCGUUUUGCCACGAGAGCUGGCUAAGCAAGUGCCCAAGUCCCACCUGAUGUCUGAGGACGAGUGGAGGAGGCUUGGCGUCCAGCAGUCUCUUGGAUGGGUGCAUUACAUGAUUCACGAACCUGAACCUCACAUCCUGUUAUUUCGAAGGCCUCUUCCAAAGUAGCAGUGACCGUGAGACCCUGUGAUUCUCUGGAGCCUUCCUGCGGAUUAUUCUGGUAUUCAGUGAAUACUUGCGACCUUUAAGAUUACAACCUCCUGUGCAUUUAGCUGGAUUUUUUACAGCGCCUACGCUCAGAGAAUCAAGCCCAUGCUAAACCAUGUUUCACUGUUCAGGAUAUUUUUUAAACAAGGCGUCUUAAAUAUUUUUCGAUAAUGAUUCUGCCCGGUAAAAAUGAUCAGUAUUGCUCUUUGCUACGUCUUUAGCAUCCGUAUCAUAGAAGUCAUCUUUCUGUGACCGAAGUUGAGAGAGAACGCGUUUUUCUUUUUCCUCCACAGCUUUUUAGUUAGCUUGUAUUUCUAGUACUGAGUCUGGAUGAGGAGCACAUUCACCAGGUUUUGUGAAUAAUACUUUAAGAAAGGCAAUCAAAGAAAGUGUACGCUAGUCCUUGUCUUAUAUCAAUUGAUUUGACUUAUGAAGAGUCAGGUUCUUGAUUUGAUUACCAAGCAAAGCACUGCGAUGUGGAGAGAACUAACGCUGGGGAAUAAAACCACAGAUUUUUGUUUGUUUGUUUUUUAUUAAAGGUAAAAUAGCCACAAAUGCCUAAACUGCUGUAAUGUUGUCUGGAUUAAACUGUAAACGUUGACGUUUCUGUAUGAAGUGUUGUACACGGAGAUCGCGAGGAGCGAGGUUUUGCUGUAAACGUGCCUUGAAGUGCAAAGUAAAGUUAAUUUUAAGGAAAAUGUUGACAUUCAGUAAUGGAAAAUGACUGCAUUUUAUGUCGUCAAGAUGAGGGGAAAAAUGACCAUUGUGAAGCCAGCAUGUCUUGUACAAUCUAAUAAUAAAUAUAAUUCCUUUUUCAUAUUGAA
Messenger RNA from Hemibagrus wyckioides, 1219 nucleotides. Its product is annotated as Cyclin-dependent kinases regulatory subunit 2-like. Gene Ontology annotation, biological process: regulation of mitotic cell cycle. Lineage: Eukaryota; Metazoa; Chordata; Actinopteri; Siluriformes; Bagridae. Gene Ontology annotation, molecular function: ubiquitin binding; histone binding; protein kinase binding. The coding region runs from base 129 to 356 and encodes 75 amino acids. The record is from RefSeq and is a predicted model, not a curated record. Gene Ontology annotation, cellular component: SCF ubiquitin ligase complex; cyclin-dependent protein kinase holoenzyme complex. The transcript has 3 exons.